Talpa occidentalis (Iberian mole) is the source of this 1698-nucleotide messenger RNA. It is a transcript of the gene FAM3A, whose product is annotated as FAM3 metabolism regulating signaling molecule A. The transcript has 9 exons. The coding region runs from base 439 to 1131 and encodes 230 amino acids. The record is from RefSeq and is a predicted model, not a curated record. Lineage: Eukaryota; Metazoa; Chordata; Mammalia; Eulipotyphla; Talpidae.
GGAGCCUGCCGCCUCGCUGCGCAGCUCCUCCACCUCCCGACGGUGCCGCCCGCCGACCGACUUCGCAUCUUCUCGGGGCCAGACAAGUCUCCGGCCGCCCAGCCUGCGGGCCGGCCGCCAGGGUCGGAGGGACGGUCUGCGGUCCGGGCCUCCCAGGGGAGGGGCCGAGUCGGGGAACCACAUCCACGUCCCGGUCCCCGAGGAACCGACGGGCUCCCGCGGCCCCGCCUGCCCCGCACGGCUCCCCCGCGUUCCGGAGGCGCCUGGCUGGUGCUGGGGCGGACGAGACAGCCACCGAGCUCGCCCGCCCCGCCACGCUGGGCCCGGCGCGGGCUCGGCCCUGACUCCCCCACCUGCUCUUCUGCCUUGUUACCCCCAGAGCGCGCGGUCCCCAAGUCCGGCACCCGCCAGCGCCGCAGCCCAGCGGGGAGAGUGGACAUGAGGCUGGCAGGCCCCCUGCGCCUCGUGGCCCUGGUGGUCACCGUGGCCCUGACCUGGAUCGUCGUCAGCAGCCUCCUGGGCGCGCCCGGCGGUGGCUUUCCGCGCCUCCAGCAGCUCUUCACCAGCCCAGAGGACUCCGCGACCGCAGAGCCACGGGCCAGGAAGUACAAGUGCGGCCUGCCGCAGCCAUGUCCUGAGGAGCAUCUGGCCUUCCGCAUGGUCAGCGGGGCCGCUAAUGUCAUCGGGCCCAAGAUCUGCCUUGAGGACAAGAUACUCAUGAGCAGCGUCAGCGACAACGUGGGCCGAGGCCUGAACAUCGCCCUGGUGAACGGGGUCAGUGGAGAGCUCAUCGCAGCCCGGACCUUUGACAUGUGGGCUGGAGAUGUCAAUGAUCUGCUGAAGUUUAUUCGGCCCCUGCACGAAGGCACCCUGGUGUUCGUGGCAUCGUACGACGACCCAGCCACCAAGAUGAAUGAAGAGACCAGGAAGCUUUUCAGCGAUCUCGGCAGCAAGAACGUCAAGGACCUGGCCUUCCGUGACAGCUGGGUGUUUGUGGGGGCCAAGGGGGUGCAUAACAAGAGCCCCUUUGAGCAGCACGUGAAGAACAGCAAGCACACCAACAAGUACGAGGGCUGGCCCGAGGCGCUGGAGAUGGAGGGCUGCAUCCCGCGGCGGAGCGUGGCCAGCUAGCAGCCCGCAGAAGGCCCAGCCCAGGGCGGCUGCAUGUGCCCACCUAGGAGGCGGCGGCGGCACCACCGCCAGGCAGGGCACAGACCCGUGCCCCACGUGGCCAAGGGUGCCCUCUUGCCCCAGUGCAUCCAGGUCCAGACCAGGGACUGGAGCGUGGCCUGGAGGCUGCGGGGCUGGCCAGGCAUGCCGCGGUGGGGAGCCCAGGCAGCUGUGUCCUUUUCCAAAAACUGCUUCCCCUGGCCAGCCCCCCUCAUCCCAAGCCACCCCAGCCAUCGGGUGAGACAAUGGCCCCCCACUGCCCGGCAAAUUGCAGAAUCUUCCAGAAGCUCACCUUGUUUCCAGUGAGAUCCCGUCAGUGAGCCCCACGUGGAGACUCUUGAGAGCCCUGGCUGCCUCCUGCCUCGCUUGGCAGGAAGGGGCCAUCUGGGGACCAGGCCAGCCCGGCAGCAAGGGGACCUGGCCGGGGCCUGGUGCCGCGGCUGGCGGUCGUCCUCGAUGACCCCUUGAUAAAGCGGUGCCCCAAUGGACUGAAGCGCUUUCCUUGCCGAGUCGGGUAGCUGGGUCGGG